AUGCUAACCUUCCAGGAGGCAUUGAUCGAUGAGUCCCCCAGUGAUGCACCCACUGCUGGACCCUUCAACCAACUCAAUCCUAUAGUUCCGACAUUGUCGACCCCAGAAUUGCCACAUGGUCCUGGCAUACAUCCUGAUGACUAUCUCUUGUACAAUGAACAGUGGAUUCAUAAGCAAAUGCAAUAUUUUCUGACUAUCCUUCACUCUGGUUGUACACUAUCUAUCGGUGUGCUUCGUUCCACAUCAGCAAGUCUCAAUGGUAUAUCACGUGCUUCUAUCAACAUCACUGUCAUGAAAGCCUUACCUUCCACUGCAAAGAUCACAGGACAACUUCUUACUCUUAUCCCAACCAAUGCUUUGCCUGAUGCCUCACAUUAUUUUUUGUGGGAUGGAGGUCACCCUGAAACAAUGUUCAUCCACUUCCAGGACAAUGUUAAUAGUGAUGCAUUUACUCAAGUCAAUGGUGGGCAAAACACCUGGAAAGUUCCUCGAGAUGCAAUGCAAGCUGCUUAUGAUCUUCUGUGGGCAAAAGCUGUCAAAAUGAAAGUGACACUGAAGUCAAUUGCAUCUGUCACAUUCUCAAACAUCAAGUCUCUCCCUUAUCAACUUUUCGAUGGGAGUGUUGCAGUGUUUUCAGUUGAAGCAAACAGCCUGUUGGCAGCAUAUGAAGGAGAACAUGUUGCAACCUGUUUGCUGUCCUCAGAAAACCUAGAUUUUUCCUGA
Messenger RNA from Suillus plorans, 723 nucleotides. RefSeq lists its product as uncharacterized. Bases 1 to 723 code for a protein of 240 amino acids. Lineage: Eukaryota; Fungi; Basidiomycota; Agaricomycetes; Boletales; Suillaceae. The transcript has 4 exons. The record is from RefSeq and is a predicted model, not a curated record.